GCAUCGAUACUAAGCGCAGGAAGAAACGGGCUGUUAACGAGGAAGACAAUCAGGCCAUGACGGCUGCGAGGAAGAGGAGGGCUAAUAACAAGAAGCGCUGGAUUCAAUUCGGAUCGCCGAUCGAGGGCAUAACAGCAUCGACAUCAACAGCAUCCGUGCCUGUCACUUCGUCAUCAGCUUCUCCCUCCGAUCGGGAACCCCAGGCGAACCAACCCUUUCUCUCACCUUCUUCGACAAUCCCGACCAUCCGCACCGUAAACUUCCCCACGACUCAGAAAUGCUUCAGCGAGGCCGGUUAUGGAGCCGACCGACGGAUCGACAUGACGGGCCGACGGUUCCAACAGCGGUACAACAUCGACCCGACCUUGAUCCCGACCCCAUUCCUGGACCCCGAGCGCGAUAACAAAACGAUCUGGUCCCGCUGGCGGAUGGAUAAGGUCAUCGAGCGGUACCAGCAGCCCGGCUACGAGGACCAGGAAAUCUUGUGCCUUGGACAUGUGUAUCGGUUGCUGCCUGGAGGGAUCCAUCGUGCGUGGGUCGAAUUUGGACAGCAUUUACGGUAUACGGAUAAGGUACACACCUUUGUGGAUGAGAUCUUGAAUCAGCUCUUGCCGGCGUCUUCAGCGUCCGAUCCUGUUCAAGAAGACUCAAAGACCAUGGACGAGAACAAGGAUGAGAACGAGAACGGGACGACCGAGGCUUUCACUUCUUUGCAGCCAUCGACAGCUACAACAACGAGGAUGACAAGGCCAUUCAUCGGCGUACAUCUCCGCAGAGGCGACUUUUACCGCCACUGCCUCGGAAUCACCUCACCCGCAGAUCCUAAUGGCUGGAACCGGUGCUACCCCUCCACCGAGCACAUCAUCUCUCUCCUCAACACCCACACUCGACGUCUCCUCUCCUCCGGCUCCCCUUCAGCAUCACCUUCCACCUCCUCUUCCCUUGCCCCGCGCCAGGACUCUCCAUCGUCCCCUUCGCCCGCCAAAGAAAAGCUUCCAGUCCUAGUCCUGACGAACGAACGCGACCCUGAGGAGCUCGCGAAGGCCGAUGACCAGAACUGGAUCCGAGUGGACCAUCAUCGCUUGGGGACGUUGGAUCGGUUCGGACCUUAUGGUCCGAUCCUGCUGGAUGGCGCGUUGUUGGCGAGGGCAAAGCUGUUGGUCGGGGUUGAGUAUUCGACCUACUUUAAAACAGCAUCCAAGCGUGCAGAGACCUGGUAUGGUGGGCAGACCCUCUUGGUCACGUAGAAACGACGCUCUUUCUGCUCCUUUUUUUUUUCUAUAGACUCUACAUAUCCCUCCACCUGUUUUCUUUCUCAUCCUGUACUUUUAAACCCAUUCACUACUACCACCUCCACUGCAUCUGCAUAGAACUUUAGCACUUUUUUUUUUAUAAACAGUAC
Molecule: messenger RNA, 1402 nt
Organism: Gamsiella multidivaricata
Lineage: Eukaryota; Fungi; Mortierellomycota; Mortierellomycetes; Mortierellales; Mortierellaceae
Exons: 1
Coding region: 57-1247 (396 amino acids)
Source: RefSeq, a predicted model, not a curated record